CAAAGAGAAAAAAGGGUAAUACAUGCAUGGUCUAAGCCAGAAAAAAAAAAAAAAGCAACAAAAAAAGGGACAAGAUCACAUGAAGGUGGCCCUUCAAUAUAUAGCUCUCCUUCUGGACAUCGAUAUCUCGUAACACUGCGACCGACAUGCCACUUGCAUGAAGGGACUACGUACCUAGAUAAUAUCACUAUCAAUCUGAAUCUUAUCAUGUCUCACCUCAUGAGUAGUUCUGUGCUCCAUCUACCGAACUAAAGGGGACCAAAGCCCAAAUUAAACGUGCAUGCAACCCCUAGGGCUGUUUUCUUCUCCAACCAGCACAUGGUUUUCUCCCUGUCAAACCCAUAAGGGAUAAGUUCCAGUAAGGGAUAAGCACUAGUUGCCAUAUGAACUGCCUUCCUUUGCCUCUGUAUAUAACUCACCACCUUCCUUGCCUUGCAGUCUAACACAAUCAAAUCCUCUAAAAUCUAUUAUCCUACUUCUUGUGUCCCAGAGGCCAGGUUCCCACUAAGCCCUAUAACCAGCUAUGCUCAACACCAAGAAACUUGUGCGCAUGGUGCGAAGGUGGCAGAGGCUGGCUGCCUCGGGAAGGAGAAGGAUCACGCCGGCGGGAGCUGAUGGUGCUGCUGCAUCGGAGACGAGCAAUUCAUCGGUUGCGAGUAGAGGCCAUGUCUUCGUGUACACCGCCGACGGGAAGCGCUUCAUGGUCCCCCUCACGUAUCUAAACAGCAGCAUCUUUCGAGAGCUCUUCAGAAUGUCGGAAGAAGAGUUUGGAUUGCCAAGCAAUGGACCGAUCACAUUGCCUUGUGACGCUGCCAGCAUGGAGUAUAUCGUCUCCUUGCUUCAGAGCCGGGUUUCUACAGAUGUGGAGAGGGCUGUGGUUGCUUCCAUUGCUAAGAGCCGGUGCACAACAUCCUCUCUGCUUCCACGAGGAGACAACCAGCAGCAGCUGAUCCUCUAUGGCUUCUAGCGUCGUUCUGAAAGUCCCUUUUCCAAGCAUAAUUGUAAAUAUAAUUUUCAUUCAAUGAAAAAUAAUUUAACUUUCUAAAGCAGAGCUUUAGAAAAAUAUGCUAGACCUAAAAAUUUAUUACAACUACAAUAUCUGUGAACCAAAACGAUCUCAUUUUAUAAUAGAUAACAAAACUGUUCCAAUUACAAAAUAUUAAUUCCAA
Molecule: messenger RNA, 1169 nt
Organism: Phoenix dactylifera (date palm)
Lineage: Eukaryota; Viridiplantae; Streptophyta; Magnoliopsida; Arecales; Arecaceae
Source: RefSeq, a predicted model, not a curated record